This is a messenger RNA of Sclerotinia trifoliorum, 1606 nucleotides long. Lineage: Eukaryota; Fungi; Ascomycota; Leotiomycetes; Helotiales; Sclerotiniaceae. The record is from the annotation of a GenBank genome assembly.
CCUAAUUGAAAGGUUGGAACUUUGAUAUUUCAAAACAAGGGAUGUUGAGAAGAAACUCAAUAACAUACUCAAUUACUCCCUUUACCAAUAACUCAGAUCGAAGAAAACAAAAGCUAAGAUGAGUUCUUCGAUUGAAGAUACGGAAACAGAAAUGACCUUGACAGUUCUUGGUUGUGGUAUGUUUGUGUGUUUGUGUGUUCGUGUGUUUGUUUCUUUGGACUCGUUCUCUUGCCUUGACAGGAUUUCAUGUUAUUAAACUUAAUGUCGAUUAGUGAUAUGCAGGAGUCAAUUUGCUUCUUGAGUAUGGCAAGAGCCAUUGGUUGGUUGAUGAGGCCUGCUCUUGAAGCUUUUGGGAAAAGAUAUGGAUAUUUACUUUCGCUCACAUGUAGACCUCAUCACCUCUCCUACAGAUCGUUUUAUAUUCCUUAAAAGCAUGGGAUCUGCUGAAUUAUCUUCAUGUGUAAUAGUAUCAUGUCAGAGCCCAAAAUGAUCCCCAUGCACAUUUGCUCAAUACAUAAAUCAUGUACUACAAAUCAGAUGCUUUGCUACCUUUGCUUAGAACUUACACAAACAUAGGAAUUUAUGAAACAUGGCAAAGCUAACAUUCAAACCUAGGAACAAUGGGCAUAGCAAUUCUCUCGGGGAUCCUCAGCUCCCUCGGUACCCCAGAAACACUAAAGCCCAUCCCUAAAACCACAUCCAAAACCACAACUCCUGUCUACCCAACCUCACCACACGCCCGUCUCCCAUCCAAAUUCAUCGCCUGCGUCCGCCGUCCCGAAUCCGCCAAAAAAGUGCACCAAGCACUCUCGCCUUUUCUAACCUCCUCACCAACCUCCCUCACAAUCCUCCAAAACAACAAUGUCUCCGCCGUUCAGCAAGCUGACAUAGUCCUCUUAUCUUGCAAACCCUACAUGGUAAAAGAAAUCCUGUCGGAACCUGGAAUGGGGCAAGCUCUAACAGGUAAACUCCUAAUCAGCAUCUGUGCCGGUAUAACAAUCGAACAACUCUACUCUGAGCUCUUCACCGAACAAACAAAAGGUCUAACAGACAUUGCGUCAGCCUCUAAUCCCUGCACAAUCGUCCGAGCUAUGCCUAACACAGCAUCUCAAAUCAGAGAAUCAAUGACCGUAAUCGGUACUUCUACACCACCUCUCCCAGAACCCACAACCGCACUCAUAACCUGGAUCUUCACACGCAUAGGUGAAGUAGUAUUUCUCCCCCCAUCAACCAUGGAUGCCUGCACCGCUCUCUGCGGAUCCGGUCCCGCUUUUUUCGCCCUAAUGCUCGAAGCAACCAUAGACGGCGCCGUAGCCAUGGGACUCCCGCGCACAGAAGCCCAAAAAAUGGCAGCGCAAACUAUGCGUGGAGCCGCUGGUCUCGUUCUCUCGGGUGAACACCCCGCGCUACUAAGAGAUAAAGUUAGUACGCCGGGUGGGUGUACGAUAGGGGACUUUGGUUCUGGAAGAAGGGAGGGUGAGGGGCACGGUGGCGAGGGCGGUGAGGGAAGCGACGGUUGUGGCGGGGCAAUUGGGGAGGGUGGGGUGGGGGUUAAUGGGACGAGGUUUUAAGGUUCGGUUGGAGGAGGUGUGGGGAGGGGUAUGGG